Molecule: messenger RNA, 837 nt
Organism: Papaver somniferum (opium poppy)
Lineage: Eukaryota; Viridiplantae; Streptophyta; Magnoliopsida; Ranunculales; Papaveraceae
Exons: 1
Coding region: 1-837 (278 amino acids)
Source: RefSeq, a predicted model, not a curated record
AUGUCAUUCUGGCUUGAUAGAUGGAAGGGAGAUUCCAGUUUUAUGAAUUCUUUCAGGAGCUUAUAUAAUCUGGAUAGGCUGAAAAAUGCAAGUGUUGCUGAGCAUGUUUCGGCAGAUGGUUCUUGGAGAUUCGAUUUCAAAAGAUGCCUGUCACACGAUGAAGCUAACUCUCUGGCAGUUUUGUUGGAAAUCAUUGGUUCAAAUCCGCCAGCACUUGAUGAUCUACCUGAUACUAGACUGUGGCCUUUAACUUCAAGUGGUAUUUUCUCAGUUAAAUCAUUAUAUGCGGAGAUGAUCAGAGAUUCUGGAGAAGAUAACUUUCCUCACAAUUUUGUUUGGAUUUAUGAUAUUCCUCCAAAGGUGAAUUUUUUGUUGUGGUGUGCAGUCCAUGGUAAGCUAAACUCUCAGGACAUGAUACAGAUAAAAGGGAUUGAUGUUUACACCUCUUGCAUUCUUUGUGGGGAUUGCACAGAAUCGCAGGAUCAUAUUUUCAUUCACUGUAAGGUUGCUUAUAAGAUUUGGUGCUCUAUUAUGCCAGUUGACGGAUGGGCAUGGGUUUUCCCUAACACAAUGAUUAAUCUAGCAAGAACAUGGUCUAACAAUUUCCUAUCUGCUAAUGGAAAAAUUGUUUGGGUCCUUAUACCAACAGCUGUGAUGUGGGUUCUUUGGAGGGAAAAAAACUGCCGCACCUUCGAAGAGAAAUAUUUCUACAAAACGGAUGCAGAUCUGUGUACGGACGUUAAAACUCUUGUGCUGACUUGGGCUGCAGGUUUUGGCAAUCGUGUACAUUUAAAUUUCUCACAUACAGUUAGUAACUGGAGCAUGGUUUUUGCUUAG